UCUUUGGCCCCAAUUAGAAUAAACCCUAAUUUUCUCUAUCGUGUCUCCCGUCGUUUUCUCUCUGGGAAGGGAUCAGGAACUCGGGAGAGUGUGAUUCGUCUCUCCACUCUGGUUUUUCCUCGGAUUCUCUCUUCGACUGUGUUUCUUGUAGUGUUUCGGCGGCGAGAGACGUAGAUCGGACAUGGCGGCUGAUAAUACGGGCGCGAAGUCGGGCUCCGCGGCUGAUUCUUACAUCGGGAGCUUGAUUAGCUUGACAUCGAAGAGCGAGAUCAGAUAUGAAGGGAUUCUGUACAACAUUAAUACGGAUGAAUCAAGUAUCGGACUGCAAAAUGUUCGAUCAUUUGGAACUGAAGGGAGAAAAAAGGAUGGUCCGCAAAUUCCAGCAAGUGAAAAAGUUUAUGAGUACAUAUUGUUCCGGGGAAGUGACAUCAAGGAUUUGCAAGUCAAAGCCUCUCCACCUGUUCAGUCCACACCAACUAUAAACAAUGACCCUGCUAUAAUUCAGUCUCACUAUCCUCGUCCGAUGCCAACAUCUAGCAGCUUGCCUUCUGCUGCGAGUGGUUCGCCAGCUGACAUUAAUUCCCAUAGCGCACAAGUACAACAUGGGAUAGGAUUUCAAGGUGGCUUGCCUUUGUAUCCACCUGGUGGAAAUCUUGGGUCAUGGGGGGCAUCACCACAACCGCCAAUGUAUUGGCAAGGAUACUAUAACCCCCCUCCAAAUGGUCUUCCCCAAUUGCAUCAGCAAUCUCUCCUUCGACCCCCUCCUGGACUGUCAAUGUCUACUCUGCAGCAACCCCUGCAAUUCCCUAACUUUAGUACCACUCUGCCCGGCUCCUCUAAUCUGCAGGGUCCGAGCUUGCCAGAAGCACCUGCUUCGCUGCUUACUCUGAGUACUAGUUCUCCAAGUUUAGCACCCACUUCAUUAUCUACCUCUGCAUUGCCACCCGUGCUAUCAUCAUCACUGCCAGCCAUGCUGUCUUCAGCUCUGCCAUUGUCAUCUUCCCUGCCGUCGAUGCUACCAUCGGCUCCAUCUGCUUCAUUAGCUUCAGAGAUAUCACCUAGUUUAUUGGCUGAAAAAGCUCCCGUUGCUGCUCCCCAUACCCUAACUCAGGACACAAGUUUGCCACUCCUUUCUCUUUCAACUACUGCAGUUACUGAUUCAUUUGCUGGCCUGCUACCGAUUUCUAGCAAAUCUAGUGUAGUUCCUGGUUCAAUAAAUCUGUCUCAGAAGACAUCUGUGUCUGCUGCUCCUGCUGUUGGGGCUUCUACUUCCAUAAGCCAAGAUAAGCCGAAACCUUCUUUAAUUACUCCAGGUCAGCUGUUGCAGUCUGGAUCAGCUGCAGUCACUUUGUCUCCACCAUCUCAAACUACAGACAGGGAUGUGGAGGUGGUUCAAAUAUCAUCAUCAUCUGCAUUGGAACAACCUGUUCCAAUUACGACAGAGACACAGACACAACCUGCGAUAUUGCCAUUGCCUGCUCCUGCAAGGCCAAUUCAGAAGCCAAAUGGGCCGUCUUUUCAUAAUCAUAAUGGUUACAGGGGACGUGGAAGAGGAAGAGGCAGAGGAGCUGGGAGAUCACACCAGGUAAUGAAGUUUACGGAAGAUUUUGAUUUCACCGCAAUGAAUGAAAAGUUCAACAAGGAUGAAGUCUGGGGACAUCUUGGCAAGAGUAGCAAAGGAGAUGGGAAAGAUGCUGAGGGAGAUGAUUCUGUAGAAGAAGAAAACGCUGAGUUGCCUAAGAUCGAGGUCAAGCCCGUUUACAAUAAAGACGACUUCUUCGAUUCACUCUCGUCUAACGCUCUUGACCGGGAAUCACAAAAUGGAAGACCUAGGUUCUCAGAGCUGAGGAAACUGGAUACUGAGACGUUUGGUGAGUUCUCACGAUAUAGAGGUGGACGAGGCUAUGGACGUGGCGGUGGUCGUUCACGAGGUGGUUACGGUUAUGGAGGAGGACGUGGGUACGGAUAUGGAGGAGGAGGAGGAGGGCGUGGGUAUGGAGGAUAUGGAGGGGGAGGAGGGCGUGGACAGGGGAGAGGCCCAUCCAAUCGCACUUCCUAGAAGCAGUUUGCUUUUAUGGGUAAAGAAAAUGUGAUCGAAUUCUCGUUCAGAAGGAAUCGGACGCAAAGUCUGGGGGGGGGGGCUCU
Molecule: messenger RNA, 2145 nt
Organism: Tarenaya hassleriana
Lineage: Eukaryota; Viridiplantae; Streptophyta; Magnoliopsida; Brassicales; Cleomaceae
Product: protein decapping 5
Exons: 8
Coding region: 182-2059 (625 amino acids)
Biological process (GO): P-body assembly; cytoplasmic stress granule assembly
Cellular component (GO): P-body
Molecular function (GO): mRNA binding
Source: RefSeq, a predicted model, not a curated record